Brienomyrus brachyistius is the source of this 2039-nucleotide messenger RNA. It is a transcript of the gene mrps31, whose product is annotated as mitochondrial ribosomal protein S31. Gene Ontology annotation, molecular function: structural constituent of ribosome. Bases 118 to 1317 code for a protein of 399 amino acids. The transcript is spliced from 7 exons. Gene Ontology annotation, cellular component: mitochondrial small ribosomal subunit. The record is from RefSeq and is a predicted model, not a curated record. NCBI's taxonomy places the organism in Eukaryota, Metazoa, Chordata, Actinopteri, Osteoglossiformes, Mormyridae.
GAAACCGCGGAACACAAGUGCAGAGAGACGUUCUUCUGGUCGGACGUACUUAAGUGUUGCGACGGAUAUGUAACUUGCGUGUCCGCGCGACAUUGUAGAUCACUUUAUGCUUUUGCGAUGUACAGGAGAGUAAUUUUGUAUUUAUCCCACGGUCAACACCCUGUUGUUUUUUCUCAGGAUGCGUGUUUAUAUUCCCCACAAUGUAAUUCAGCAGCGACGCUUCGCAUUUUCAGAGCUGCUGCCCCUUGUGGAUACCGGGGCCUGAGCACUGGUCCUGUCUUGUGCAGUGAAAUCGAAGAUGAGUCCCCUCCUCCCAAGACAAAGGAGAAGGCGCAGGAGGAGAGAGCAGGGGAGAAGUCACCUCAGACAGGGAGGUCAGGGAAGGAGAAGCUGCUGGCUCUUCUCGGGGACAUGAAGGUGCAGGUGACCACCAAGAGGAGAGCCAGGCCAAUGGCGGCAGCCCCGGGCCCAGUGCAGAAGCAGCCGGAGCCGAGGCCUGGGGAGAUGGAGAGCACCAUCAGCAUGUUCCAGAAGGCCACAGCAGCGGGGGGCAAGAGGGACACCCUGAACCCAGUGCUGGUUGCGGCGGCGUCAGCGGCGGCUGCCUCCUUGGCCGACGGCAGCCGGGUGGAGUCAGAGCUCUUGCAGCAGCUGAGGAAGCAUGAAGCCGUAGUCCAGGUCCAGGCUGGCCAGAGGGCCGACGGACACACGCUUGGAAAUAUCAUCGCUAACAUGAGGGUGGGACGACGCGGACAUCUCAACCAGCAGGCUGCGCGACACGCUCUUGAUGAUGACGAGGAUGACGGUGCGGCACAGAGACACGCCCAGGCAAGGGGUAUGGGAGGUGGGCCGGAUGGAGAGAGGAAAAGGAGGAGCCAGCUCACAGGGAAGAGGCUGAACAUCUUCAGUAAGACGGUGGAGCAGGACGCCGUGGCCGCCCCCACCCUCACCCUGUGGGACCUGGAGCUCGCUAAUGCGAUCGCGGCGGCCCUGAAGGCACUGCCCCGGAACGGGUUCGAGGAGAUGAUCCAGUGGACGAAGGAGGGCAAGCUGUGGAGGUACCCCAUUGACAACGAGGCGGGCUUGGAGGAGGAGGCACACGUGCCCUUCCACGAGCACGUCUUCCUGGAGCGCCACCUUGAGGACGGCUUCCCUAAGCGGGGACCAGUGCGUCACUUCAUGGAGCUGGUAGUGUUGGGCCUGGCCAAGAACCCCUACCUUACGGUGAAUCAGAAGGUCCAGCACAUCGCCUGGUUCCGUGAUUACUUCCGGGCCAAAGAGGAAGUCCUGAGCGAGUCCGGGGCCUUGCAGAACUGAGUGCCGGUCCGCUGAUUGACUUGCCAGGAUGGAGGGUCCCAGGUCCAUGCCAGAGAUCUAUAGGAUAUACACGGAGGCACAGGAAUGGGUGCCUAAAAUCCUCAGCCUGACUAAGACCCAAGUAAUGAGCUCAUUCAGCAGAGUAAACAGACCAUCCAGCACUCAGAAGAGCCUCCUCCUGCUUCCAUUUGUGAUGUUUGUCGUAAUGGUCCCUCCCUCAAAAAUAUCUGCUCAGUAAUCUUUAACUAUAGAUGGGUGGAAUUAGGCUUGGAAAUCCAAAGAGAGAGAGAGAGAGAGAUUAUAAUACGCUGCCAAUCACUGCCCGGUUUAAAUCCCCGAAAGUAAAUAAAAUGCGUGCGAUACAUUAUACUGCCCCCUAGCGGGGUGGCCAAGUAACUUCAUCCCCGGAUUAGGUUUCGAAGCCGCGGAAACACGGAGGAAUAAAAUAUCGCUAGACUGAAUCAUGGGGAAAGUAGUGAGAGACAAGAAGCUUAAGAGCACUUUUGCAAUGUAUUACUGACACUUAAGUCUGAUUAGGAGGCGUUACAGUCUGUUUUGUAUUUGUUGCGUUGUCGGAGACUUGACGGUGACAGAAAUAUAUCGCUUCGAUCUUUCUAUGUGGAUGAGUGUUAUUCCCAGAUUAAAGUAAGUAUCUCCCAGUGCUUCACCUUGUAAUCCAAUAAAGGGCAGCAAGAACGAAUAAAUACGAAACGUACAAAGUA